AUGGAUUGGUACUACGUUGAUAGACCUGUGAGAACGAUUGAGGACUCUUUUAAGGACUUGGAAUCCAUCUUCAAAGAUAAGAACAAUAAUGAUACUCCACGGAUCCCACUAACUGAUGAGCUGUACAAGCCAUUCGGUGAUACCAAUAUCAAUUUGAAUAGUAGUAUUUCCGCUGAAAAUAAUAACUACGUUGCUACACCUAGGUUACCACUCGCUUCAGCUACUUUGGAGGAUUCAUCAGCGGUAUGUUCACCUGUUCAACCGGUGCAAUCACCAUUAAACACUUUGCAGACUCUUGAAGCUCAUGCAUUCAGGUCAGUGGUUCCUAAGCAGAUAGUAUCACCACAACCACAACCACAACCACCAUUACAAGUGGAUUUUCAAUCUCAGGUUCACCGGGCCGCUGCCGCGGCCACCAGUGUAACAUCACCUAUCGGUGGUAUUUCCACUAAUGCCAACCAUUCGAAUUGGAAACCGCCACAAAAGAAGAGCUCGGCAAUUAUUCCACCUUGGAUUCACGUUCCCGAUCAUUCUCGAUUCUUUGUCAUCAAAUCAUCAAGUUUAGAGCACGUCAAGAAAUCGUUUUACAAUGGUAUUUGGUCAUCCACAUUUUAUGGUAAUAAGAGGUUGUCAGAAGCUUAUGAAUCUUUGCCUCAAGGUGCAAAGAUCUACCUUUUAUUUUCCGUUAAUGCAUCGGGAAGAUUUUGUGGGGUAGCUGAAAUGAGUUCUAAUCUAAGAGAGGAUUUGGAUACAAGUAUUUGGGGAGAUAAUUCACGUUACCGUCAUGCCUUCAAAGUACGUUGGAUUGUCGUGAGAGAUGUGCAUAACAGAUCUUUAAAGCAGUUUUUAAUUCCCGCCAAUGACAUGAAACCAGUGACUAAUUCGAGAGACACACAAGAGAUCCCGGCGACAAUCAGCAAAUCCAUUUUAAAGUUGUUCAAAUAUGAACAAAGUGAGGUUCAAUCGUUUUUAGAUGAUGAUUAUUCAUGA
Molecule: messenger RNA, 990 nt
Organism: Zygosaccharomyces rouxii
Lineage: Eukaryota; Fungi; Ascomycota; Saccharomycetes; Saccharomycetales; Saccharomycetaceae
Gene: PHO92
Product: mRNA-binding phosphate metabolism regulator
Exons: 1
Coding region: 1-990 (329 amino acids)
Biological process (GO): mRNA destabilization
Cellular component (GO): cytoplasm
Molecular function (GO): N6-methyladenosine-containing RNA reader activity; mRNA binding
Source: RefSeq, a predicted model, not a curated record